UAGAAGGCUGCAGGUAUGUCCGCUUGACUUGACGCCCAUCGCGCCGGUUCUCAUUCCACCCAUAUUCAUCGCAUCACUUUUCUACUUACCCACGUCUCACUCAUCUAUCCCUCUCUAGAUAUUUGCCAGUAGAAGCCAGCUACCGACGAAACGGCUUUAGGUACCUCGUUUCAGGCGAGCGCUAAUAAGUGUUUCAUCACCGUAGCGAAUAGCCUUCAUCACACCCCUCUCAAAUCUGCCUUGCCACUGCAUAGGAGUAAUGCCCGCGGCAGUGGACUCAUCUCUCCUCCCCGCGCGCGCUACGGGAGCGGCCGCCCGCCUCGUCGCCGCCCACGCCGGGGAGCACGCCCUCAAGCUGUACGGCGGUUGGUUCUGCCCGUUCGUGCAGCGGGCCUGGAUCGUUCUGCGCGAGAAGCGCAUCCCGCACCAGUACAUCGAGAUCAACCCGUACCGCAAGGCCCCCGAGUUCCUGGCCCUGAACCCGCGCGGCUUGGUGCCGACGCUGGCCGUACCGGUCGGGAGCGGACGCCAGGCCAAAGCGCCGAGAAAGAGGAGGCCCCUGUACGAGAGCGUGAUCAUAUGCGAAUACCUCGACGAGGCCUACGCCGACGAGCGCGCGCAUGGCCCCGCCCUGCUGCCGCCGGACCCGUACGAGCGCGCGCGGUGCCGGCUCUGGAUUGACCACAUCGGUAAUAAGAUCGUGCCCGCGUUCUACCGCCUCCUGCAGCACACGCCGGCGAAGGACUACAGUGUCGAGGAGGCGCGGGAGAAUUUCCUGGGCCACAUCCGGACGCUCGUGCGGGAGAUGCUAGAAAUCGGCGAGGAGAGGAGCGAUCGCGGCGGCGGGGACGAAGAAGACGGGCCGUGGUUCCUCGGUCGCGCUUUCAGCCUCGUCGAUGUUAUGCUGGCACCGUGGGCAAAGCGUUUGUUUCUGAUCGACCACUACAAACCCGGUGGUGUAGGCAUCCCGGCUGCGGAUCAGGUUAGCGACGAGCGGGACGCGCAGAUCUGGGCGAGGUGGGGGCGCUGGUUCGACGCGGUGGUCGCCCGCGAGAGCGUGAGGGAGACGUGGAGCGACAACGAGCAGUAUAUCGCCGCGUACCAGAGAUACGCCGAGGAUACGACCCAGUCGGAGGUUGCGAAGGCGACGCGGAAGGGCGAGAGGCUUCCGUGAGAAUGCUGGAAUGCCUACGAUGUCUUGGCGACAGCCGGGGUCUUAUAAAGACUUCGCCAGUGAGUAGCUAGGGCGAUCCUUCAGCGCUCCCUCAUUCGCUACAGCACCAGCUACGAAUUUGGUUCCGAGCAACGGAAUAACUCACGUCUAUUUUUAAGUACUGGUACCUGGACGGCGCUCCCGAGUUCUGGCCUGUUGAGAGAUGGUGGUUCUAUAAU
This is a messenger RNA of Durotheca rogersii, 1392 nucleotides long. Its product is annotated as glutathione S-transferase. The record is from RefSeq and is a predicted model, not a curated record. NCBI's taxonomy places the organism in Eukaryota, Fungi, Ascomycota, Sordariomycetes, Xylariales, Xylariaceae. The transcript has a single exon. Bases 260 to 1174 code for a protein of 304 amino acids. Gene Ontology annotation, cellular component: cytoplasm.